Hypanus sabinus (Atlantic stingray) is the source of this 3591-nucleotide messenger RNA. RefSeq names its product interferon-induced protein with tetratricopeptide repeats 5-like. Lineage: Eukaryota; Metazoa; Chordata; Chondrichthyes; Myliobatiformes; Dasyatidae. Gene Ontology annotation, biological process: defense response to virus. The transcript has 2 exons. Bases 1936 to 3402 code for a protein of 488 amino acids. The record is from RefSeq and is a predicted model, not a curated record. Gene Ontology annotation, molecular function: protein binding. Gene Ontology annotation, cellular component: cytosol.
AGCUUAGCUAACUAAUUUUGUCUCCUUUCUGAUUUUGACAAACAAUGUUCAAACUGAAACAUGGGCUCUGUUCCUGCAGACCUGCUGGAUAUUUCCAGAAUUUUCCGUAUUUUAGAUUUCCAGCAAUGGUAGGCAUUUAUUGGCUUCCCUUGGCUGGCAGCUUGGCCACUGGGUCUGUGAAGGCAGUCACCUGUGUUGGCACAUUUUGUAUCCAAAAAUCUGAGCAGUUUUCCAGAUGUAACUUUCAAUGCUCUAUGAAAAAAAUCCCAUUUCUUAAACUGACACUUCCUCAAUUUGGGCGAAAAUGCUGUUUGUAUUCAUAACCACUUGUUGAAUCUGCCUGCUGACUUGUUGCGUUUGUUGUGUAUUCCCCGCCAACAAUUUGCCUUGUCACCGCUGAUAUCAACCGUGUCAGAUAAGCCUCACCACUGAAUUAUUAACUUUCUCCAAAGCUGUGCUGUGGAGCCAAAAGCCAUGCAGUGAGCUGAUCAUUUGAUUUCAUCUUAAAAGUUUCUCUUCAUAACAGUCUUCCAAAUUACAAUUAGAAAGGGUGAUGGACUCCUCUGAAGGUGGCAUAUUUAGGAUUUCAAAGCAGUGUGAAGGCUCAACCUAAAAGCUUCGAAUCUAUAAGAAUUUUUCGUAAAAGUUGUUAGAUUCUAAGAUUAAAUUUACUCCUAAAAUCGAAAUACCACACAUAGAGUCACUGAGGUUCAUCUGAAUUUGACAAUAGCAGUCAAAGAACAGAGAACAGAACAGUAUAGUACAGGAACAGGCAGAACAGAAAGCAGUACAGCACAGGAACAGGCAGAACGGAGAACAGUACAGCACAGGGACAGGCAGAACGGAGAACAGUACAGCACAGGGACAAGCAGAACGAGGAACAGUACAGCACAGGGACAAGCAGAACGAGGAACAGUACAGCACAGGGACAGGCAGAACGGAGAACAGUACAGCACAGGGACAGGCAGAACGAGGAACAGUACAGCACAGGGACAAGCAGAACGAGGAAAUACAGCACAGGAACAGGCAGAACGCAGAACAGUAUAGUACAGGAACAAGCAGAACGCAGAACAGUACAGCACAGGAACAGGCAGAACGAGGAAAAGUACAGCACAGGAACAGGCAGAACGAGGAACUACAGCACAGGAACAGGCAGAACGCAGAACAGUAUAGUACAGGAACAAGCAGAACGCAGAACAGUACAGCACAGGAACAGGCAGAACGAGGAAAAGUACAGCACAGGAACAGGCAGAACGAGGAAAAGUACAGCACAGGAACAGGCAGAACGAGGAAAAGUACAGCACAGGAACAGGCAGAACGAGGAACUACAGCACAGGAACAGGCAGAACGAGGAACUACAGCACAGGAACAGGCAGAAUGCAGAACAGUACAGUACAGGAGCAGGCAGAACGGAGAACAAUACAGCACAGGAACAGGCAGCUAACCCACAUUAUCAUGUAGGUUAAACAAUUGAUUAAAUGUCUAAUUAAACUAAGCCCAUCUGUCUGAACAGAAUCCGUCUUUCUCCUUUCUGUGCACAAUCAUGUGCCAAGCUAACAGCAAUUUAAAUGACUCUAUUGUAUUUUCCUCCUCCACUCCCACUGGGAACACAUGACGCAUAACCAAGAAGGAGAUUAAUUUGUAAUGCGGCUGCAAAUGUGAAACGUAUUAUCAUUCAAACUACCAACAGAGUGAUUUCAGGAAGCAAGACAUAGACUGGAGAAUAGGUUCCGUUGCCAAGGCCUGGCAUAUCCACACACAAACACACACACACACACACACACACACACACACACACACACACACACACACACACACACACACACACACACACACACACACACACACACACACACACACACGCACACGUGCACACACACACCCUGUCAUUAUGAAAUCCUGCCGCAUUCUCAUUACCACACUGAGUACAAUGACAUGAGCAACACACCGAGAGAUCUGUUGAAAGAGAAUCUCGAUCAGCUUCAGUGUCACUUCACGUGGGCCCCGCAGAAAGGAACCGUUGACUUGGAAGAUAUGAUGUACAGAUUGCAAGAUUCUAUAAGACUAAAUUUGAAGUAUAAAGCUCACUCCUGCAACCAACUCGCUUUUGUAAACUGCCUGAAGGGCAACUAUGAAAAAGCAAUUCAAAACUUAAAGGAAGCUGAAAAGAUUCUGAGGGAGGAUGAAUUUGAAAGAAGAAGCAUCAUCACCUAUGGAAACUUUGCCUGGGUGCAUUACCACAUGGGACAACUGACCGAGGCCCAGUCCUAUCUCGACAAGCUGGAGAUGAUCUGUAAACCGCUCAGUGAUGGCCCUCGCUAUACAGCAAUGAUACCCGAGGUGUACGGGGAGAAGGGAUGGUCACUGUUAAGAUCUACAGCUCGAUAUUAUGAGGAGGCAAAGGAAUGCUUUGAGAAGGCUCUGGAAGAAGAUCCUGAUAAUGUGCAAUGGAACAUGGGAUAUGCCACUGUACUGUUUCGGUUGGAAGCAAUUUUUGGAACCAAAGAGAAUCGUGAACAGAGUCAGUCAGUGAAGCAUCUGCGUCGUGUGUUAGAGCUUGAUCCCGAUGACUCACUGGCCAUGGUUCUGUUGGCUCUAAAACUUCAGGAGCUGAAGAAAAAGAAUGAAGCAAAUGAAUUAGUUGAACAAGCAUUGCAGAAAACCUCUGAUUAUCCAAAAGUGCUUCGCAAUGCUGCAAAAUUUUACCGAAAAGAAAAAGAUGUGGAAAAAGCAGUCAUGUUGUUGAAGAAAGCAUUAGAAAUUUCCCCACAUUCUAGUGUCCUGCAUGACCAAAUAGGCAUGUGUUACAGAAUCAAACUGCUUGAAUUAAUUGCCAAUCCUCUGAGCAAGGAUCCUCAGAACCCAGAAUUCCAACAAAAAGCAGAGUUGUUCAGUGAUUGCAAGUAUCAUUUUGGAAAGGCAUUUGAGCACCGUCCAAAGACAGCUGUUAAAUCACAACUGGAUUUUGCAGACAUCUGUGUUAGAAAUGGAGAGUAUUCCAAAGCAGACGAGAUCUACAGUAAUCUGCUAAAAUUAGAUGAAACUCGCCCAGAAAAUGUGCAGCAUAUAAAUUUAAAGGCUGGUUUAUUUCAUCUAUUCCGGAGGAAAUCUGAAGAUGAAGCUAUCACAUUGCUAAAGAAAGCAUUGAAGAUUGAAAUUCACACAAACAUAUGGAAAAAUGCUUAUGAGCAUUUGGAGAAAUGGGCAAAUAAGAAACUUUAUAGCAAUCCACAUGACAGCAUGGCCCUUGGUGCCAAAGGGCUACUGCAUCAACUGGUUCACAACAAGUCCAAAGCUAUUGAAUGCUAUGAAGAAGCCUUGCAGUUUGAUCCUGGCAAUGAAGAAUAUCUCAGUGCUCUUUGUCAACUACGCCUUACCCUGGAGGACCAUAAUGAUGUUUGAAUGGUGAAAUGAUUUUACUGGAUUGGAGGACAGAUCUGUAGGAUUUUGUACUAAAUAUAUUCUGUUCAUGAAUGAGGGUUUUACUUGUGAAUAUGUUAUUUUAAAAAACAAUGUUAUUGUAACUAUAUCUAAUCCCUGUGUUUAUUACAAAGAGAGUGACACUUCUAGUCCUGUGAAUAAAUUAAGUUU